Megalops cyprinoides (Indo-Pacific tarpon) is the source of this 2417-nucleotide messenger RNA. It is a transcript of the gene htatsf1, whose product is annotated as HIV-1 Tat specific factor 1. Gene Ontology annotation, molecular function: RNA binding. NCBI's taxonomy places the organism in Eukaryota, Metazoa, Chordata, Actinopteri, Elopiformes, Megalopidae. Gene Ontology annotation, cellular component: U2 snRNP; U2-type spliceosomal complex. The record is from RefSeq and is a predicted model, not a curated record. The coding region runs from base 46 to 1434 and encodes 462 amino acids. The transcript is spliced from 10 exons. Gene Ontology annotation, biological process: mRNA splicing, via spliceosome.
CCGGAAGUGUAUAUUACGUCUCAAGAAUACCCGUGCUAAGCGCAGAUGAGUGGGGACUCAGACAAAAAUAAGGAGUUUGUGGAGCAGCUGCGGCUGCAGCAGCUCUAUGGCCAGCGAGGGGAGGACGGAGAGGAUCCCAACACGUACGUGGAUCCGGAGGACGGCACCGUUUACGACUGGGACCACGACAAGAAGGCGUGGUUUCCGAAAAUAACGGAGGACUUCCUGGCAGCCUACCAAGCUAACUAUGGAUUCAAUGAAGAUGGGGAGCAGGACCCCUCGGUUUCAGGGGCAGCUGAGGCGGACACUGCGGCGAAGCCUGCAGAGGCUGAGAAACCACCGCCACAGGCCUUGAACACAGGGCAGAGCGCAGGUGCAGGGCAGGCCAAAGAAGGGAAACAGAAAGGAGAGAAGAGGAAAGCAGACCCAGGCUGGUUUGACGUCGACCAAGACAAGAACACAAAUGUCUAUGUGUCAGGCUUGCCCCUGGACAUCACCCCUGAUGAAUUUGUGGAGUUCAUGUCCAAGUGUGGCAUCAUCAUGAAAGACCCCCUCACAGAGCAGUACAAAGUGAAGCUGUACAAAGACAACGAGGGGAACCUGAAAGGGGAUGGACUGUGCUGCUAUCUGAAGAGGGAGUCGGUGGCGCUGGCGGAGCGGCUGCUGGACGAGUCGGAGAUCAGAGGCUACCAGCUGCACGUGGAGGCGGCGCGCUUCCAGCUCAAGGGCCAGUACGACGCCAGCAAGAAGAAGAAGAAGAGCAAGGAGUACCGCAAGAAGAUGCAGCAGCAACAGAAGCAGCUGGACUGGCGGCCAGAGAAGCAAGGCGACCUGAGGAAGAGGCACGAGCGCGUGCUCAUCAUCAAGAACAUGUUCCACCCCAGGGACUUUGAGGAGGAUCCCCUGGUGCUGAACGAGAUCCGAGAAGACCUGCGGACCGAGUGCGAGAAGUUCGGCCAGGUGAAGAAGGUCAUCAUCUUCGACAGACACCCUGAUGGAGUGGCCUCGGUGGCAUUCAAGGAGCUGGAGCAUGCUGACAUGUGCCAGGUGGCACUGAAUGGGCGCUGGUUCGGGGGCAGGAAGCUUUUGGUUGAGCUGUGGGACGGCUCCACAGACUACCAGGUGGAGGAAACGACCCGCGAGCGAGAGGAGAGGCUAAAGGGGUGGUCCAGCUUCCUGGAAGGAGCCAAGGGGAAAGGGGCGGCCGGGGGCGACUCCGCUGACGGAGCAGACAAAGGUCCGGCCCAGGGGGCCCCCACAGCCAGCGCACCGGAGGGAUCAGGCGCGGCGCCGCCGAAGCCAGAGACGGGGAACGGGGAGGGAGAGGGGGCAGUGGAGUCCGUGGGGAACGGCGCCAGACCAUCGGAGGCAGCGGAAGCUGAUUCCACCGACAGCAGCCUGGCGGGAAGUGAUGAUGAGAACGAAGAGUCAUAAUCAACCAGAGACUGUCCAUCUGUCUGUACCUUAUAAACAGUCAGCCAGAGAUCGUUCACCUGUCUGUCCCUCAUACAGUAUCAACCAGAGUCUGUCCAUCUGUCUGUUCCUUACAAACAGUCAGCUGUCCAUUUCUCUGUCCAUCAUAACUAGAUGAGAAGGCCACCACCAAAACAGUAGGACAGGUCAUUCUGUUCGACUUUGUUUGAUUUGUUCCAUCCAUGAUCUCAGUACAAAUCUGCAGGUGGUGGAAGAGGCUGAUGCAGAAGAAUGGGACACUAGAGAGCUGGUGUGUGAACUGGUUAAGGUGAAUUUGCAUGAUAUUGGCAGUUGUGGUGAUCUGAAGCCUUGCACUGGUUUUACACCUUUCCCUCCAUAAAGCCCUCCCUCUUUUUUCCUUCUUAAACCAAGGCAUUGACUUACGCUGAGCAGUGCCUGUUUCGUGUGUUUUGUACUUGUAUAAAUCCAUGUAGUCGGGGAGGAUUGGUAGAUAUUUUUGUGUCAGACUCAUAUCGGAGUGUUUUGUAUUUGUCGAAUGACGUUGACUGUGUGGAAUUUCGUAUGUCGUGACCAAAAAUAAAGGGGCUACAGUAUCAACAAGGAAUCUCUUCUGGACUUAAAGUGUAAUAUUAGCUUUUGCUUUCUCAUGAUUGCAAAUACCUACCUACCCAAUACCUAACAGACUUAUACAAACCUCUUGGUUUUAUUUUGUGUAUAGCCAAUUCUUCAUCCCUAAAAAUGACAGAUUUGAGAUCAGAUUAAUUUAAUUAUGAAAUGAAGAUGGUUGCUUGAAGGGGUGGUGUAAUACUGUCUCAAUAAAACAGCAAAUUCACUAUGUGCUUCAUUCAUUCACCUGCUUCUUUAUUAUACUCAUUUUCUCUGCUCCAAAUGAAUACAUAAAUCAUGUAAUGAGGAAGGCAAUCUUGCAAAACUCUUCCCUCUCCUGUGUGACCUUAAUGUUUGCAAUUAUGUCCUCAGUUAUA